CACUUGAACGUGGCUAUGUUGAUAGCUCAAAAUAUUUAUUUGUAAUAUUUACAGCCAUGUUUGUUGUUGUAUUUCGUCUCGCGUCAUUACUUUAUUGCGGUAAAAAUUGUAUUUUACAUGCUGACAAGAAAAAAAUCCAAAAAGCUGUAAGUUAUAUAUUAGAUAAUGCUGAAGACGAGCUUAUUAAAGCCUUAAGUAAAAAU
Messenger RNA from Racocetra persica, 203 nucleotides. Lineage: Eukaryota; Fungi; Glomeromycota; Glomeromycetes; Diversisporales; Gigasporaceae. The record is from the annotation of a GenBank genome assembly.